Molecule: messenger RNA, 1089 nt
Organism: Annulohypoxylon truncatum
Lineage: Eukaryota; Fungi; Ascomycota; Sordariomycetes; Xylariales; Hypoxylaceae
Exons: 2
Coding region: 1-1089 (362 amino acids)
Source: RefSeq, a predicted model, not a curated record
AUGUUACCCCCAAUAGACGAAGCCGUACUCAAGAAUAAUCCCGAUUUCGAUCGUUUGUAUAAGACCGUGACCGGUUCUCUCCUCAACCCCGAUGGAUCGUCCAGGAGUAACGAUCCGACAGCGAAGAAACGCGAUGCCGUGCGUGAGGAACUCAGGGCCCAUCGCCUCAAAGCAACAAAACAACACCUUCUCCGCCGCGCGAUAGUAUCAGCCGCCUCUCCACCCAAGCAGCAACAGCAACAAUCACAACCACAACAACCGCACCACAGACAAACAAGAUCAAUGCAGCAACCACGAACCUCCGCCUCCACCUCCACCUCCGCUUCCACCUCAGCUCUACCCCCCGAAAUCCUCGACCUCCUCCUCCUCCUCUCCCCCCUCCUCUCCAACGCAAACACCAUGCCCGCCUCCUCACUAACCCUCCUCCUCUCCCGCCCGCCCUUCUCCGACCUGCCCACACACUUCCCCGCCCUCGCCUCCGCCAUAUCCAGCACCCUAACCCGACAAGCCAGCGCCCUAGCACGCGUGCUCAACCCGCACACGAACCCAUCCUACAUCCACCGCUCGAUCCCGACGCUCGCAGCCAGCACCGCCUCCCUAAAAACCAGCGUAUCCUGCGCCACGCUCUCGCUCUCUCGCUCCCGCCAACGCGCAACGCACGACCUGACAACCCACCUGUCGCGCCACGCGCAGGCCCUAGCGGCGCUAAUCCGGAUCCUAGAGUCGAAACACGGGCCCUCGGCACGGUCCGCCGAGCUGCGCGCCGCGGACGCGGGUCUCGAGACCCAGACCUGGGCGCUGGCCGCCGAGGCCCUGCUCUGGGACGUCCGGCGCACCGUGUACCCGCCCGAGGCGCGGCGCGCGCUGACCAACUACCGGCGACACCUGGGCGACGCGCGGAUGCGCGCCGCGGACGCGAUACGCGUGCGCGAGGCCGAGCUGGAGGAUUACGGCGUGGCUGUGGUGGAGGGGCACGAACAUGAGGGGGACGAGGCCAAGGAGCGGACGAUGCGCGAGAUGGCUAGGGUGUGGCGGGAGAUGGAGGCGCGGCUCGACGAGGUCAGGGGGGAUCUGGACAGGUUGGGUUAG